Molecule: messenger RNA, 1283 nt
Organism: Cucumis sativus (cucumber)
Lineage: Eukaryota; Viridiplantae; Streptophyta; Magnoliopsida; Cucurbitales; Cucurbitaceae
Product: probable nicotianamine synthase 4
Exons: 2
Coding region: 83-1072 (329 amino acids)
Biological process (GO): nicotianamine biosynthetic process
Molecular function (GO): nicotianamine synthase activity
Source: RefSeq, a predicted model, not a curated record
CAUAGUGUGUAAAGAAAGAAGAAACCCACCAAUAUCCUUUCACCAAAAAAAAGAAGAAAAACUCCCCCCCUUUGGCUUAGCCAUGGAAUUUGAACAACAACAAGAAGCACUUCUGUUGGAAAAAGUCUGUGCCCUUUACAACCAAAUCUCAAGCCUUUCUAGCCUUAAGCCUUGUAAAAAUGUCGACACUCUUUUCACUCAACUCGUCCUCACGUGCUCACAGCACCCACCUCCUCCUAUUGGCUUUGAUAUUGCUUCUUUGUCUCAGCCACUUCGAGCCAUGAGGGCUCAUCUCAUUCAACUUUGUGCUCAAGCUGAGGCUCUUCUUGAACUUCAUUUCUCUUCCCUUUUGGCUUCUUCUUUUCAUCAUCCUAUUUCUAAUUUGUCUAUCUUCCCUUACUACUCUAAUUACUUGAAGCUUUCCCUUCUUGAGUUUGAUAUUCUUCGAUCUCAUUCUCGUCGUAUCCCCGAUAAAGUUGCCUUUGUUGGCUCCGGUCCCCUCCCGCUCUCCUCCAUUGUCUUGGCGUCUAUUCAUCUUAAGGGUACUAUUUUCCACAACUUUGACAUUGAUCCAACAGCAAACACCAUGGCAAGUCAAUUGGUUUGCUCUGACCCAGACUUAUCACAAAGAAUGAUAUUUCACACAAAAGAUGUAAUGGAAGUAACAAAGGGAUUAAAAGAUUAUGAAGUAGUGUUCUUAGCAGCAUUAGUUGGAUUAGGAGAGGAAGAAAAAGGAAGAGUUUUAAAGCAUUUGGGGAAACAUAUGGCAGCUGGUUCAUAUUUGAUGCUAAGAAGUGCUCAUGGAGCAAGAGCAUUUUUGUACCCUGUUGUUGAUAUUUGUACUGUUGAAGCUUCUGGAUUUGAGAUUUUGUCUGUGUUCCAUCCCACCGAUGAAGUUAUUAACUCUGUGGUUAUUGCAAGGAAGAAAGUCAUGUUCGAUCAAAGCUCGGACGAGGACGAGGACGAGGACGAGAAGCAAGGUAUUUUAGUCAAUACUUCUUCUAUUGUGUUGGCUGAGAAAUGCUCUGGGUUUAAUGGCUUUACUCCCAUGAUUGAAGAGCCACUUUCUUGAAGUUUUUAUCGUUGUAUUUGCAUUUGAUUUUCAUUCACCCUACUCUAAAUCUAUAUGUUUCUAUGGCAAGUUCCUUUUUUAUUUUGUGUCGGUCCAAAGAGUUUUUACCUUCUUUUCUUUACGUAUAGAUCAAAUUGUUAAAGUGAGUUUGACUCAGUGAUAUUGACAUACACUCUAUCUCUAGAGGCCAAAAGUUCAAUUCUUCACCUCA